Messenger RNA from Oncorhynchus tshawytscha (Chinook salmon), 2231 nucleotides. Its product is annotated as ryanodine receptor 2-like. The annotation marks the transcript as partial. Gene Ontology annotation, biological process: calcium ion transport. Gene Ontology annotation, molecular function: ryanodine-sensitive calcium-release channel activity. Gene Ontology annotation, cellular component: calcium channel complex; sarcolemma; Z disc. NCBI's taxonomy places the organism in Eukaryota, Metazoa, Chordata, Actinopteri, Salmoniformes, Salmonidae. The record is from RefSeq and is a predicted model, not a curated record. The transcript is spliced from 21 exons.
UGCUGCCCAUGCUAUGCAGCUACAUGUCUCACUGGUGGGAGCACGGCCCAGAGAACAACCCUCCAGAGACUGCAGACAGCUGCUGUACUCACCUCACCUCAGACCACAUGAAUAGUCUACUGGGCAACAUCCUGAAGAUUAUCUAUAAUAACCUGGGGAUCGACGAGGGGCCUGGAUGAAACGGCUCGCAGUGUUCUCUCAGCCAAUCAUUGGUAAGGCAAAGGGGGGGCUGUUGAAGACCCACUUUCUGCCGCUGAUGGAGAAGUUGAGGAAGAAGGCUGCCACCGUACUGCAGGAUGAGGAACAGAUGAAGGCCGAGGGACGAGGGGAGAUGUCUGAGGCUGAACUACUCAUCCUGGAUGAGUUUACCAUCCUGAUCAGAGACCUCUAUGCCUUUUAUCCGCUACUCAUCCGCUUUGUAGACUACAACAGGGCCAAAUGGCUGAAAGAAUCAAACCCUGAGGCUGAGGAGCUCUUCCGCAUGGUAGCAGAGGUCUUCAUAUUCUGGUCCAAGUCUCAUAAUUUUAAACGGGAGGAGCAGAACUUUGUGGUUCAGAAUGAGAUCAACAAUAUGUCCUUCCUCAUCACAGACACCAAGUCAAAGAUGUCCAAGGGAGCCGUGUCCGACCAGGAGAGGAAGAAGAUGAAGAGGAAGGGUGAUCGCUACUCCAUGCAGACCAGCCUCAUCGUAGCAGCGUUGAAGAGACUACUUCCUGUAGGACUGAAUAUCUGCGCUCCAGGAGACCAGGAACUGAUCGCUCUGGCCAAGAUCCGCUUCAGUCAGAAAGACACAGAGGACGAGGUGCGGGAGAUCAUCAGAAACAACCUGCACCUGCAGGGAAAGCUGGAGGACCCUGCUAUCCGCUGGCAGAUGGCUCUGUAUAAGGAUCUUCCUAACAGGAGCGAGGACACGUCAGACCCGGAGAAGACUGUAGAGAGAGUCCUGGACAUCGCUCACGUCCUCUUCUAUCUAGACCAGGUGGAACAUCCGCAAAGGAGCAAAAAGGCUGUGUGGCACAAGCUGCUCUCUAAACAGAGGAAGAGGGCUGUAAGUGGCCUGUUUCAGAAUGGCUCCCUGUAUAACCUACCCAGGCACCGGGCGGUCAACCUGUUUCUACAGGGAUAUGAGAAGUCCUGGAUUGAGACUGAGGAGCACUACUUUGAGGAUAAGCUCAUAGAGGACCUGGCUAGACCUGGAGGAGAGGAGCCUCCUGAAGAAGAUGAGGGAGCCAAGAGGAUCGACCCUCUUCAUCAGCUCAUACAGUUAUUCAGUAGGACGGCCCUGACUGAGAAGUGUAAACUGGAAGAGGACAUUCUCUACAUGGCCUAUGCUGACAUUAUGGCUAAGAGCUGUCAUGAUGAAGAGGAUGAGGAUGGAGAGGAGGUGAAGAGUUUUGAAGAAAAAGAGAUGGAGAAACAGAAGCUGCUAUAUCAGCAGGCCAGGUUACACGACCGAGGUGCUGCAGAGAUGGUGCUGCAGACUAUCAGCGCCAGCAAAGGUGAGAUGGGUCCCAUGGUGGCCUCUACUCUGAAGCUGGGGAUAGCUGUCCUCAAUGGAGGCAACUCGACUGUUCAGCAGAAAAUGCUGGACUACCUGAAAGACAAGAAGGACGUGGGCUUCUUCCAGAGUCUGGCUGGUCUGAUGCAGUCGUGCAGUGUUCUGGACCUGAAUGCGUUUGAGCGCCAGAAUAAAGCAGAGGGACUGGGCAUGGUGACAGAGGAGGGAUCAGUCAUCACUCAUGAGCGUGGAGAGAAGGUGAUGCAGGACGAUGAGUUCACCUGUGACCUGUUCCGCUUCCUGCAGCUGCUUUGUGAAGGUCACAACUCAGACUUUCAGAACUACCUGCGAACUCAGACGGGGAACAACACUACGGUCAACAUCAUCAUCUCUACCGUGGACUACCUUCUGAGAGUUCAGGAAUCAAUCAGUGAUUUCUACUGGUACUAUUCGGGAAAGGACGUCAUUGAUGAACAAGGACAGCGCAAUUUCUCCAAGGCAAUUAACGUUGCGAAACAGGUCUUCAAUACUCUCACAGAGUACAUACAGGGACCGUGUACUGGGAACCAGCAGAGUCUAGCUCACAGCUGUCUGUGUUGUUGUGUUGUAGGGACCGUGUACUGGGAACCAGCAGAGUACUGGGAACCAGCAGAGUCUAGCUCACAGCCGUCUGUGGGACGCUGUCGUUGGCUUCCUCCAUGUCUUCGCUCACAUGCAGAUGAAGCUGUCACAG